CCCAAACAUCAGUUUGUCCAGUCCAUGUUUCGUUGGCCUGUCGUCUCUCAGGACCAGAGAAGCAUCCGCUUGGCUUGUUACGCCAGUCUUAUUUUAGCCAGGAACGAGUAAAACGACGAAAGUAUCAGGUAAUCAGCUGUGAUGGGAACAGAUACAGAGUGCUCAGGACGAUGGAACCAUAUCAGACGUCUAUUAGAGAGAGGAGGACCAUUUGCACAUCCAGAUUUUGAACCUAGUUCUGAUAACUUAACAUUCAUCCAAGAAACCUGUCGCAUUCUCGUGAUUGGUGCUGGUGGACUGGGUUGUGAAUUACUAAAAAACUUGGCUUUGCUUGGCUUCCGUGAUGUCCACGUCAUUGAUAUGGAUACAAUUGACGUCUCAAAUCUAAAUCGGCAGUUUCUUUUUCGGCCAAAAGAUGUGGGAAGCUCUAAGGCUGAUGUUGCAGCAAGGUUCAUCAACACUCGUGUUCCAGGCUGUAAAGUGACACCACAUCAUGCCAAGAUUCAGGAUUUUGAUGAGUCAUUCUACAGAGGGUUCCAUAUAGUGGUGUGUGGAUUGGACUCAAUUGUGGCGCGGCGAUGGAUCAAUGGGAUGCUGUUCAGCCUGCUGAAGUACGAGAAUGGUGAGGUGGAUCAGACCAGUGUAAUCCCCUUGGUGGAUGGCGGAACUGAAGGUCUCAAAGGCAAUGCUCGUGUCAUUCUGCCUGGCAUCACAGCCUGCAUAGAGUGCACACUAGACCUUUAUCCACCUCAGAUUAACUUCCCAUUGUGUACCAUUGCACAUACACCACGUCUUCCAGAGCACUGCAUUGAGUAUGCCCGCAUUUUACUAUGGCCAAAAGAAGAGCCAUUUGGAGCAGGUGUGGCCAUUGAUGGUGACAAUCCGUUGCAUGUCAGUUGGAUCAUGAAAAAGGCAGAGGAGAGAGCAGAAGAGUAUGGAAUAACUGGCAUCACAUACCGACUUACUCAAGGUGUGGUGAAGAGAAUUAUACCAGCUGUAGCAUCUACCAAUGCUGUGAUUGCAGCGGCUUGUGCUACAGAGGUCUUCAAGCUGGCCACAAGUUGUUGUCAGCCGCUGAACAACUACAUGAACUUCAAUGACAUAGAGGGUGUAUACACUUACACAUUUGAGGCACAGAAACGGGAGGAUUGUCUAGGUGUUCUUCAGCCCCAAGCAUUGUGCUUCUGCGAGGAGGACAAGCUACAGGAUGUCAUCACAUACUUAACAGAGAGCACUGUCUACCAGAUGAAAUCCCCAGGCAUUACUACGUCCAUAGAUGGCAAAAACCGCACCUUGUAUAUGCAGACAGUAAAAUCCAUUGAAGAGAAAACACGUGGUAACCUUAAGAAGACACUUAAAGAAUUGGGUCUAACCAGUGGUCAGGAGCUGUACGUAGCUGACAUCACAACACCUAGUUCCUUGAUAUUCCGUCUGGCACUUAGCACUUCUAUGGACACCAGUGCUGAGAAUUCACUAAAUGCUGCCAACUAAGAGAAUAGGGUGGUGACUGUUGAUGGAAGUUUGGAGAUGAAUUCUGUUUACAUAUAUAUAUAAAAAAAAAAAAAACAAAAAGCCAGCAAAAUUAGGGCAUUGGUGAGCUGUUGUGGAUGGGAAUGCUGUGUUUUGCAAGCUUUGUAUGAAUAGAUGGUGGCUGAUUGCCCCUGAUGUCUGAUCAUAAAGUCAACACUGUACUAAAUGUCAGAAACAGCUAUUUUACAUCUGAUAUUGGGUUCGCAUCACCCGUCAAGCUAAGGAAAUCUCUUCCUGAAUCUUGUGAUUUCUCUGAACCAAGUCAGUUGUGUGAAAGGAUGGAGCAUCAAAGCCAAAGCAAAUUGUUUCGCAAAGAGUUAUUACAAACCUGCAUCUGAAUUGUCAGAUUGAAACUAUGUUCCACUUUGCUUAUAGUUAACUAUUCCUAAAUAUUUUUUAUGUGACUAUGUUCAUUAAAUGAAGGACAUAUU
This is a messenger RNA of Pomacea canaliculata, 1961 nucleotides long. Its product is annotated as NEDD8-activating enzyme E1 catalytic subunit-like. Gene Ontology annotation, biological process: protein neddylation. The record is from RefSeq and is a predicted model, not a curated record. Gene Ontology annotation, cellular component: nucleus; cytoplasm. NCBI's taxonomy places the organism in Eukaryota, Metazoa, Mollusca, Gastropoda, Architaenioglossa, Ampullariidae. Gene Ontology annotation, molecular function: NEDD8 activating enzyme activity.